AUGAAAAAAAGUGAUAAAAGAAGACAAUAUAAAUUGUCUAAUAACCAUUCAUGUUUGACUGCUACUUUACUUUCUUUGAUGUCUAAAUGCUUCAAAUUUACUAUUUCUUUUCCCAAUAAAAUACCAUCAAAAACUUUAUUAUUUCCUAAAGUGAAAAGAAUACAAACAAUAGAUGGUGAUAUUAUUGAUACGUAUUCAAUAAUUAAAAAAAGGAUUUUUCAACAACGAAGUAAAUCAUCUUCUAAUGAAAUUAAUCAAAAAAUUCCAAGACUAAAUUUUGAAAGAAGAUUUGAGCUAUUUCAUUUUCUUCAGGACCUUGCAGCAUUAAAUGAAUGCUGUUUUGUUCAUAAUUUUGUUGAAGAACAUGGUGGAAUAAGUGGAGAUUUUUAUAUUACUUAUAACAAGAAGAUACUCACUAAAAAUGAAAUUCUAACCCUUGGUUAUAAAACCUUACAACGAAUAUACCAAAAACCAGAAUUAUUUGAUAAGAAAAAACUAAGAGUGUUUGAUUUUAAUGAUUUGUCAGAAGAGUCAUUAUCAAAAUAA
Messenger RNA from Entamoeba histolytica HM-1:IMSS, 546 nucleotides. RefSeq lists its product as uncharacterized. The coding region runs from base 1 to 546 and encodes 181 amino acids. The record is from RefSeq and is a predicted model, not a curated record. Lineage: Eukaryota; Evosea; Mastigamoebida; Endamoebidae. The transcript has a single exon.